GAAUGCAUCCUCUCCGGGAUCAUGUCGGUGAAUGGAAAGAAAGUCCUUCACAUGGAUCGUAACUCCUACUACGGAGGGGAAAGCGCAUCCAUUACACCCCUGGAGGAUCUCUACAAAAGGUUUAAUCUGCCAGGAACUCCACCAGAAUCUAUGGGGCGAGGAAGAGACUGGAACGUGGACCUAAUUCCAAAAUUCCUUAUGGCUAAUGGUCAGUUGGUAAAGAUGCUGCUCUACACAGAAGUCACUCGCUACUUAGACUUCAAGGUGAUCGAGGGGAGCUUCGUCUACAAGGGAGGAAAGAUCUACAAAGUUCCUUCCACUGAGGCAGAAGCCUUGGCGUCCAGCUUAAUGGGCUUGUUUGAGAAACGCCGGUUCAGGAAAUUCCUCGUGUACGUUGCCAACUUUGAUGAGAACGACCCCCGAACUUUCGAAGGCGUCGACCCCAAGAAGACCACCAUGCGCGACGUGUAUAAGAAGUUUGACCUGGGGCAGGACGUUAUAGACUUCACGGGCCACGCCCUCGCGCUCUACAGGACCGACGACUAUCUAGAUCAACCGUGCCAGGAAACAAUCAACAGGAUUAAGCUCUACAGCGAGUCGCUGGCUCGGUACGGGAAAAGCCCGUACCUUUAUCCCCUCUACGGCCUUGGAGAGCUGCCCCAGGGAUUUGCAAGGCUAAGCGCUAUAUACGGAGGCACCUACAUGCUGAACAAGCCCAUCGAAGAGAUUGUGAUAGAAAACGGCAAAGUGGUUGGCGUCAAGUCCGAGGGGGAGGUCGCUCGCUGCAAACAGCUCAUCUGCGACCCCAGCUACGUCUCGGACCGCGUCACAAAGGUCGGCCAAGUGAUCCGGGUCAUCUGCAUCUUGAGCCACCCGAUCAAGAACACGAACGACGCCAACUCCUGCCAGAUCAUCAUUCCACAGAACCAGGUCAACCGGAAAUCAG
Messenger RNA from Eurypyga helias (sunbittern), 946 nucleotides. Its product is annotated as rab GDP dissociation inhibitor beta. Gene Ontology annotation, molecular function: Rab GDP-dissociation inhibitor activity. The annotation marks the transcript as partial. The record is from RefSeq and is a predicted model, not a curated record. Gene Ontology annotation, cellular component: cytoplasm. Gene Ontology annotation, biological process: protein transport; small GTPase-mediated signal transduction; vesicle-mediated transport. NCBI's taxonomy places the organism in Eukaryota, Metazoa, Chordata, Aves, Eurypygiformes, Eurypygidae. The transcript has 7 exons.